AUUGCGACCAGAGGCAGUUGCAAAUAAUUACGUAUUUGAUAAAUUGCAAGGCAGAUUGCAAAGGCGCGCGUUGGAAGUUCUCGCAGUGUGUGCGUUUGUGGCACAAGUGCGUGGUGCGUGCGUCGGUGUUAGUGAGCGUGUGCGUCUGUGUGUAUAUAUUUGUAUUUGUAUUGCUAUUAACUAAUAAACAAUAACCUUCGGGGCCACGAAAACUGCCCCUCCGCUUGUUCCAACAAACCGAAACUAAAAUAAAAUCGUGCAGCACCGUCUGCCAGUUAGGGCUCUUUCCGUAUUCCGUACACCCAAAGAACCCGAAACCGUAGCAGCAGCAGCAGCAACAGCAACAAAUUAUCCAAGCAAAAGCCACAAAGGCAGAGCCAAAUUAUUGUGUGACGAAGCAUUAAGUUAAGCGACACCACGGCAGCGGCCACCAACAGCACACAAAUGGCGGACGUGAGCGAUCCCAGUGAGCUGUUCGACCUGGAGCUCCACGAGGACGACAAGGCGCACGACUCCGACGACGACAGGAUCGAGCUGGACGAUGUUGAUCUAGAACCGGAAUUGUGUAUUAAUCUUCACCAAGACACCGAGGGUCAGGAGACCAUACAGCUAUCCGAGGAGAAUGUCAAUCCGGGCAAAAUCAAACUGGGACCCAAGGACUUUGAGCUCAAGAAAGUCCUUGGCAAAGGUGGCUACGGCAAAGUAUUUCAGGUGCGCAAGACCGCUGGACGAGAUGCCAACAAAUACUUUGCCAUGAAGGUGCUCAAGAAGGCAUCGAUAGUGACGAACCAGAAGGACACAGCGCACACACGCGCCGAGCGCAACAUUCUGGAGGCCGUCAAGCACCCCUUCAUAGUGGAGCUGGUCUAUGCCUUUCAAACAGAUGGAAAACUUUAUCUUAUACUUGAAUAUCUGAGCGGCGGCGAGCUGUUCAUGCAUUUGGAGCGCGAGGGCAUCUUUCUGGAGGAUACCACAUGCUUCUAUCUGAGCGAAAUCAUAUUGGCACUGGGCCAUCUACACAAACUGGGAAUCAUCUAUCGCGAUCUGAAGCCCGAGAACAUAUUGCUGGACGCACAGGGCCAUGUGAAGCUGACAGAUUUCGGCCUGUGCAAGGAGCACAUACAAGAGGGUAUUGUCACCCACACCUUCUGCGGCACAAUUGAGUACAUGGCACCUGAAAUCCUAACCAGAAGUGGCCAUGGCAAAGCCGUCGAUUGGUGGUCCCUGGGCGCCCUCAUGUUCGACAUGCUCACAGGAGUGCCGCCCUUUACCGCCGAGAACCGCAAGAAGACCAUCGAGACCAUUCUGAAAGCCAAGCUCAAUCUGCCAGCCUACCUCACACCCGAAGCCAGAGAUCUGGUGCGUCGCCUCAUGAAGCGCCAGGAGCCACAGCGCCUUGGAAGCGGGCCCGAAGAUGCGGCGGCAGUCCAAAUACAUCCAUUCUUCAAGCACGUCAACUGGGACGAUGUCCUGGCCAGGCGUCUAGAACCGCCCAUAAAACCACUCCUGCGAAGCGAGGAUGAUGUCUCACAGUUUGACACGAGAUUCACAAGACAAAUUCCAGUGGAUUCACCGGAUGAUACAACGCUGAGCGAAAGUGCCAAUUUAAUUUUCCAAGUAAGUAGAUUGAGAUUUGAGAUCAGAGGAUCGUGUAGCUUCCAGUGGUAGAUAGGGA
Messenger RNA from Drosophila persimilis, 1675 nucleotides. It is a transcript of the gene S6k, whose product is annotated as ribosomal protein S6 kinase beta-2. The transcript is spliced from 9 exons. Gene Ontology annotation, molecular function: ATP binding; protein serine/threonine kinase activity. NCBI's taxonomy places the organism in Eukaryota, Metazoa, Arthropoda, Insecta, Diptera, Drosophilidae. The record is from RefSeq and is a predicted model, not a curated record. The coding region runs from base 445 to 1668 and encodes 407 amino acids. Gene Ontology annotation, biological process: signal transduction; protein phosphorylation.